UUACGAAAUUAAGUCAAAAUAUCCGAAUUAGCAGUCUAAUUAUCACAAGAAAAAUCUAAGAUUUUUCGAUUAGCAAUUUUGGUUUUUUUUUGUUUGAAAGCCGUGGAUAGAAGAGAAAGAAAGAAAGAAAUAUAGUGAAAACCUGAAUGAGAAAUUAAGAACUGUCUCGUACAAAGAAAAUGGCUCUUCUCUUCACCGCAAAGCCUUCUUCUCUGUUCCUCUCUUACUCCCCAAAAAUUUCCCUUUCUCAAUCCCCCAAAUCCAACUCUCUGUUCUUUCCACUUCCAACUAAACCCCACAAAGCCCUCAAAUUCUCUUCUCUUACUUCUCGUUCCAGCUCCCAACCCGACCCUAUUCCUGAACCCGAUUCCGACCCAAAACUACCCACCCCGCUCUCUAGCGUAACCGAUGAAUGGGGCGAGAAAUCGGAGCUUGGGUCGGAACCCGCAACCACCAAGCUCCCGGAUUCGGACCCUCCGAUGAACGAGGACGAGUGGGAGCAAGAGGAUCUGGAAAAGGGUAAUGGUACUGCCGCUGCUGCCCAAGGGGCUGAGGCGGCAGCGGCGGAGAAGGAGAAGGAGGAGGAGGAGGAAAAGGAAGAGAAGGAGGAUUUUGAUAAUAGGGUUGCAGAUUUGAAGCGGUGCUUGGUGGAUACGGUUUAUGGGACGGAGUUGGGGUUUCGGGCUGGACCGGAGGUAAGGGCUGAGGUUUUGGAGUUAGUCAAUCAGUUGGAGGCUGUUAAUCCCACCGGGGCUCCGGUUGAGGCUGCUCAGCUUCUUGAUGGCAACUGGAUUUUGCUGUACACUGCAUUUUCUGAGCUGUUGCCGCUUCUGGCAGCCGGUGCAACUCCAUUGUUAAAAGUUAAAAGUAUAAGCCAAACAAUUGAUACAGGAAGCCUCUCUAUUGUGAACUCCACCACAUUGUCUGGCCCUCUUGCUGAUUUCUCUUUCAGUGCGUCUGCUACAUUUGAAGUUAGAACUCCUUCAAGAAUACAGGUUGAAUUUAAGGAAGGUACACUGCAACCUCCAGAGAUCAAACCGAGCAUUGAUCUUCCUGCUGAUAUGGAUGUUUUUGGUCAAAAAAUCAGUUUGUUGCCUUUGCAGCAAUCUCUUAACCCGCUGCAGGAUUUGAUGGCAAAUAUUUCAAGAACCAUUUCUGGCCAACCACCUCUUAAGAUUCCCAUUCCUGGUGACCGGUCAAGGUCCUGGCUUCUCAUUACAUAUCUUGAUGAGGAUCUUCGGAUAUCAAGAGGAGAUGGUGGUCUUUUUGUGCUUGCCAAACAAGGGAGUCCUCUUCUAGAGCAGUAGCCGGUGCAUUUAUGCAUGGGGCAUUUAUGAAGAUGAUAUAUAUAUAUAUAUAUAUAUAUAUAUAUAUCAGGUGCCUUAUGCAUAUGGUAUCUGUGAGAGGGAUAUAUAUAUAUAUAUAUAUGGUAUCUGUGAGAGGGAUAUAUAUAUAUACAUUGUCUUCCUCCUUUAGACUCAAGAGUCGAUAUUUACAUUUAGAAAAAGGAAAUUUUUGCUGUCACCAAUAUGUACAUUUACAGUUUAGGUCAUAAAAAAUAAUUGUUGGGGACAGAUAUUUCAAAACAUAUGCAUCAAUUGAAGGGGAACUUGAAAUCAUUUCAAUCUGAUAGCCCAACCUGAUUGUAGCAGGUAGUAUAAAUACUUUGUUGAUGAUGUCUGUUGCUAUCGACUGGAAUGGAAUGCCUUUUCCAUUAGUUGGAUUCAUAUCUUAUUACGUGUUUUGCAGAAUCAUUACAAUAGUCUGAGUGAAUCAUAGCAAGCAACAAACACAUUGCUAAUCUAGCUUGAUUUGCAGGUGAUAGUCUAGCUAAUGACUUCUCUACUCUCUUCUGGGGCUGGCUUGCCUUGUGCCUCAAACCUCAGCUUACAAAACAUUUGAAUAAAACAUGUUAUUAAGUCGAGUUUCCCAAAGCC
This is a messenger RNA of Durio zibethinus, 1937 nucleotides long. RefSeq names its product plastid lipid-associated protein 3, chloroplastic-like. NCBI's taxonomy places the organism in Eukaryota, Viridiplantae, Streptophyta, Magnoliopsida, Malvales, Malvaceae. The record is from RefSeq and is a predicted model, not a curated record.